CUUUCCUGUGACAUUAUUCGUUAGCAUCUCAGAGAAUCGCACGAUCGACAAGUUGUCGUCUCCUUAGAGUACGAGUACUUUGAUUGACAUUACGUCAUUUGAUCACAACUUUUUCUCCCUCCAUCAUCCUCAGCUCUUCUGCAUUGAAAUGGAUUUUUGUUCGUUGAACGAUUUGGUGAAGCAGAACAUUUAUCGUCCGUUUUUUCGGUUCCGGCAUGAAGUGGAACAGACCAACGAUUACCGGGUCGUCGUAGUGGGUGGCGCAGCGACCGGCAAAUCGUCGCUCGUCCUCCGAUUCGUCAGGGACACCUUCAACGAGCGUCACAUUCCAACCGUCGAAGACGUUUAUUGCCAAAACGUGAAUUUGGUUUCCCAUCAACUCGACGGGGAGGUGGUCUCGUGCAACAAGAAUUCCGUCUGCAACCUGCAGAUCGUCGACACGACAGGCUCUUACCAGUUCCCGGCCAUGUUACGGCUCAACAUUUCAAAGGCCCACGCCUUCAUCAUGGUCUAUUCGGUCACGUCCAGGCAAUCCCUCGAGGAGCUCAGACCCACCUGGGAAAACAUCCUAGAAAUCAAAGGUUCGAUGGAGAAUGUGCCUCUGAUGUUGGUGGGCAACAAAUGCGACGAGACGGACGCCAGGGAACUGACGGCCAAGGAAGGAGAAGAACAGGCCAGGCAAUGGUCCUCCCACUUCAUGGAAACGUCGGCCAAAACCAACUACAAAGUCAAAGAACUCUUCCAAGGGCUGUUGAGUCUGGAUAAGGACCGAAACAUGACGAUUGUCCAAGCGGAAUCGGACAGACAACGGGGAAGUCGUCAUUCUCUCAAACACUCGUCAUCUGAAGAGUGAAAAUCACUUGAUCUUCACCUUAUUUGUAAUUUUUAAAAAGGAAUUUUUGGCUGUAUUACUUCUCAUAUGGAAAUGGGAUUGCGGAAAUGAAUUGAGCGAAACCCCCGA
Molecule: messenger RNA, 961 nt
Organism: Daphnia pulex (common water flea)
Lineage: Eukaryota; Metazoa; Arthropoda; Branchiopoda; Diplostraca; Daphniidae
Product: GTP-binding protein Di-Ras2-like
Exons: 4
Coding region: 149-853 (234 amino acids)
Biological process (GO): signal transduction
Cellular component (GO): plasma membrane
Molecular function (GO): GDP binding; GTPase activity; GTP binding
Source: RefSeq, a predicted model, not a curated record